This is a messenger RNA of Oryzias melastigma (Indian medaka), 1772 nucleotides long. RefSeq names its product RPA-related protein RADX. Gene Ontology annotation, biological process: regulation of DNA repair. Gene Ontology annotation, molecular function: single-stranded DNA binding. The record is from RefSeq and is a predicted model, not a curated record. Lineage: Eukaryota; Metazoa; Chordata; Actinopteri; Beloniformes; Adrianichthyidae. Gene Ontology annotation, cellular component: replication fork.
UAUUUAGAAAUGACCUCCAUCAUCAGAAGUUAAAACACUAUUUUCAUCUUUAAGUGAACGGACUCAGUCUCCCACAAUGCACCGCAUUGUUGUCCUCCGGCCCGCCAUCCAACAUGGCCGUCGACGGAUGCGUCUUCCACAGAAUCCUGUCCCGGUCCGGUUCCGUUCAGAACCAGGCUCCGCUGCUCUGCAGGGAGCUGCUGCUGGUCCUGCAGCUCAGGCGCUACAGCCGGGACCAGGGCUCCAGCGUCUACUUCCCGCAGAGCGUCCUCAGUGGCGAUGACUUGUACGACGUGACGCUGACGGACCGGGACUGCAGGCUGCGGGUCACUCUGGACCCGGGUCUGAACCAGCUGGUGGAGAGGCGGGUUCUGCGGGCAGAGUCAACUCUUAGUCAGGCCUCCUUCUGCCACACCUUAAGCGCUCAGGUCACAGGAGGCCCCGCCUCCCCUCGUGAAGUCAGUUAUAGGUUGGUUAACAUGGUGGUCCGAGAGGAUGAUGAGGAUGAUGAAGAUGCAGGAUUUGGGAUUCUGGACAUGGACUCUCUGCCCUGGUUUGGAUCAUCAGAACCAGCAGAUGUUCCUCUGAGAGCGAGCAGGAGCGUCUUCCUCCCUCUGUGGAACAACGUGGACUACAGUGGCGAAGCCUGGAGAGAGGCCCCGCCCCCUGAGGAGAAUGAUGAAGAGGAGGAGGAAGGACGACGCCCAGCUGUGUCCGUGUCCGAACUGCGGGACUACUUCCUGUCCGGCCAAAGGGGCAGAGCCAGAGGUCAGCUGAUCGUACGCAUCACGAACAAGUCGCAGCUCAUGUAUUACGGAAGAGCAGACAGGAACUGUGACUGUCCUUAUAAGGCGGUUCUGGAGGUGUGCGACCGCACAGGAAGUGCAAGUGUGGUUCUGUGGAACAGCAUGUGUGUCCGCUGGUACCGGUGUCUAAAGCCCGGUGACAUCAUCAGCCUGAGACAGUACCGGGUCAAGCAGCAGUACCUGGGGGAGGAGGGCGACAUCGAGAUCAGCGUGAACAGCAGGAACCCGGCGGCUCACCUGGACCUCCUCCCAGAAUCUCGGGUCCUGUCGGAGUACGCCCCCCCCGACCCCCCCUACAGCUUCUGCAGCAGUCAGGAGCUUCUGGACCGCCCUCACGGCACCACCUGUGAUGUCAUCGGCCUGUUGACGUUUGCUGGACGAUCUGAGCGAGUCAGAACCAGAGACGGUAAAGGGGCGGAGCUUCUGGAGUAUCGCUGGCUGCAGUUAGAGGAUGACAGCAGCCCUCAGCCAAUCACGGUGAAGCUGUUCUCCACGUCGCAGCCAGAGACGCACAGGAGGCUCCACCCACUGUCCGUGGUGGUCUGUACCCGCCUGAAGCUGAUCCGGUCGGACCACAGCUGUUCCUAUCUGACCAACACCACCUUUACGCAGGUGUACUGCACAGGACUGGACCAGCACUCUCGGAUGAGCUACCGGAGGCUGGCUCGGGUGCGGCUCUUCCUGCGAUGGCUCCGCAGCCAGGAUGACGGACAGAUGCUGAGCAGGGCUCUGAUUGGAGGAUUCUUCAUCCACCCAGCCCCUCCCACAUCCCUGGAAGCCCUCAUGAAGGAGAGGAAAGGUGAGGUGGGUUUUCUUCGAGGGGCGGAGCUUGAGAGGGAGCUGCAGAGUCUCUGUUUCCGGGAGCGGCGCUCUUUCUUUGUCCAGGCAGCUGUUACCAUGGUGACCUACAGCCUCAGGGGGGCGGAGGACCGCUGUAUGUUCUGGAUGGACAGAUCUUCAUCUUCC